This is a messenger RNA of Cicer arietinum (chickpea), 1612 nucleotides long. RefSeq names its product ammonium transporter 2 member 3. Gene Ontology annotation, biological process: ammonium transmembrane transport. Gene Ontology annotation, molecular function: ammonium channel activity. Gene Ontology annotation, cellular component: plasma membrane. The record is from RefSeq and is a predicted model, not a curated record. Lineage: Eukaryota; Viridiplantae; Streptophyta; Magnoliopsida; Fabales; Fabaceae.
GAUUGUAAUUUCAUUAUGAAUUUUAAUUCUUCUGAAUAUGUUUCCCCUUUUCUAGAUUCAGUUUUACCAACCGAAUCAUCACCCGAUUGGAACAACAAAGCCGACAAUGCAUGGCAACUAACAGCAGCAACAUUAGUGGGCCUUCAAACUGUUCCUGGGCUUGUAAUACUGUACGGCAGCAUGGUUAAGAAAAAAUGGGCCGUGAAUUCAGCUUUCAUGGCCCUAUAUGCAUUUGCUGCCGUGUUAGUUUGUUGGGUUUUAUGGGCCCAUGAAAUGGCAUUUGGGACAAAACUUCUACCCUUUGUUGGAAAGCCCAAUUUUGCAUUGACACAAAAAAUUCUACUUGCAAAAGCAUCAACAAAUUAUUAUCUACCAAUGGCUGACUUUGUUUACUAUCAAUUUGCUUUUGCUGCAAUUACUGUUGUGUUGCUUGCAGGGUCUUUACUUGGGAGAAUGAAUUUUUAUGCAUGGAUGUUGUUUGUUCCUAUGUGGCUUACAUUUUCUUACACUAUUGGGGCUUUUACUAUAUGGGGGAAUGGCUUUCUUCAAACUAUAAUAAUUGAUUAUGCUGGUGGCUUUGUAAUUCAUCUAUCAUCUGGCGUUGCUGGUUUCACAGCUGCUUAUUGGGUGGGUCCAAGAAGUUCAGAAGAUAGGCAAAAUUUUCCACCAAAUAACAUAGCACACAUGCUUGGAGGUGCAGGGUUCUUAUGGAUGGGUUGGACAGGUUUUAAUGGUGGAGCACCAUUCCAAGUUGGAGAGAUCACUUCAUUGGCAAUCUUCAAUACACAUCUAUGCACUGCCACAAGCCUACUUGUUUGGCUUGCACUAGAUAUGGUUGUAUACCAUAAGGGCUCACUCAUUGGUUCUGUUCAAGGAAUGAUCACUGGCCUCGUUUGCAUCACUCCAGGUGCAGGGUUGGUGGAUCCAUGGGCAGCAAUAUUGAUGGGAGCUUUGUCUGGUUCAAUUCCAUGGUACACAAUGAUGGUGUUACAUAAAAAAUCUCCAUUCUUUCAAAGUGUGGAUGAUACAUUAGGAGUCUUUCACACUCAUGCCGUAGCUGGUAUUCUUGGAGGAAUCCUUUCCGGUGUGUUUGCCAAGCCCAAACUUUUAAGGAUACUCUAUGGGCCUGAAAUGCCUUAUGGGCCUGGCUUAUUCUAUAGCUAUUUUGAUGGAAAUAUGGGCCAUGGAAUUAGGCAAAUAUUGUACCAAUUACUAGGAGCAACUUUUAUUACUCUUUGGAAUGUUGUUGUCACAAGCCUCAUUUGUAUUCUUGUAAGUCACAUUAUGGAUCUUAGGAUGCAAGAACAAGACCUUGAGGUUGGUGAUGAUGCUAUUCAUGGUGAAGAAGCUUAUGUUUUAUGGGGUGAUGGAGAAAAAAUGCGACUCUCUCUUCAUGUACAAAUAACUUCAACAAUUCCUUCCAUCUCUCGCCAAAGACAUUCAAUUCCUCCUAUCGAUAAAAAUGUGGAAUAAUUGUUGCUAUUGUUUGAGUAUCAAGUGUGAAUAAUAUAUCCUAUAUAUAUUUGAUAGAAAUGUGUGACCAGUAACAUAAAAGUUAGAGAAGAAGCAUAUAUCAAAUAUUUCAUAUUUUGGGUCAAGAUGUGUCCAAACA